AAUGGAAGCUCUCCAGUAUCAUUCCACUUCACAAGAAAGGAGACAAAAAUUAUGUUGAGAACUACCAACCAAUAUCUUUUAUGUGUGUUGUUGGGAAGGUGCUUGAGCAUUGUAUUUACAAUCGACUGGUAGAACACGUUCGGAAACUUAUUUCUGAUUGUCAACAUGGUUUCAUAAGAGGGAAAUCGUGCACAAGUCAACUCCUUUCCGUGCUCGAUUGUAUUG
Molecule: messenger RNA, 225 nt
Organism: Paramuricea clavata
Lineage: Eukaryota; Metazoa; Cnidaria; Anthozoa; Malacalcyonacea; Plexauridae
Source: the annotation of a GenBank genome assembly